Messenger RNA from Anthonomus grandis grandis, 1591 nucleotides. Its product is annotated as vanin-like protein 1. Bases 93 to 1556 code for a protein of 487 amino acids. The record is from RefSeq and is a predicted model, not a curated record. The transcript has 8 exons. Lineage: Eukaryota; Metazoa; Arthropoda; Insecta; Coleoptera; Curculionidae.
UGAGUAAUAAUAACAAAAGUUCCUCUAAUCAAAAAUAUUAUAUUACUGUCGAUUUAACCUUUUCGACUACGUGAACAUCGAGACUUUCUAAAAUGUUGCUCCGUUGGUUUAUUAGUAUUCUUUUAUUGUGUUUAUUAAUAAAUAUUGUGUAUGGGGAUUAUAUAGGGGCUGUUGUUGAAUACAAUCCUUUAGAAGGUCCUACUCCAGAAACCACCAUAGAAGAAAAUCUGAAAAAUUAUAUAUUUCACAUUGAACAAGCAAAGGUCUUUGGUGUGCAGAUAAUUGUAUUUCCAGAGUAUGGACUAACAACAUUUGCAGACAAUCCAGAAAACUACUCAGUAGCGAUUCCGGAUGUAGGAACAACCAAUUUCUUGAACGAAUCUUUUGUUCUUUUAAAACUCUGUAAUGCCGCUCUAGAGCAUGAAAUGUACGUUGUGGCUAACCUUUAUGAGAAAUCCAAUAUCACUGAUGGUACAUUAACGUAUAAUACCAAUGUAGUUUUUUCUAGUAAUGGAUCUCUAGUGGCAAAGCAUCGCAAAAUGAACUUGUACCAUGAACCGAAAAUCACCCCUGGUAAUGAAACAACUAUUUUUAAAACGACUUUUGGUACCUUUGGGGUAAUCACUUGCGCAGAUAUAAUUUACUACAACCCCUCCCAAACUGUGCUGGAGAACACUGGAGUAACCGACGUUAUUUUUCCCACAGCCUGGACCUCUGAAUUUCCUUUUUAUAUGGCAUUAAGCAUACAACAUGGUUAUGCCCUGGCAAAUAAAGUCAACUUACUGGCUGCUAAUUUAAAUGAUCCUUCAAUGGCACUUGGAAGUAGUUCUAUCAUUAGUAGCGAUGGUAUUGUUUUGAGAAGGAUCCUUACUGAUACUGCUUCUAAUAAUAUUGCUUAUGCUAAUCUUAAGCGACCUGGGAGUGCUACAAGGAAUUUGGAAUUAAUGGGUUUUAACAUUUUCCAAAAAGAAUCUCGUCAGCCACUAUCAAAUUUUAAAAAUUUAACGGACUUUUGGUACGAUGACUUUUUGUAUAAGCCAAUAAGCCUUUCCGCAGAAAACAUCACCGAGGAAAUCUGUGAUGGCAACUUUUGCUGCAAUUUCGAGGUUAUUCCUGCUAAAGGCCAAACUAACACUUCCGAGGUUUAUAAGCUAGUUGCUUACCAGGGACCCAUUACCUACGACAGUGCUACAGUCCCAAUUAAAAUCUGUGCUCUACUGGGCUGCGUGAACGACGAUAUCGCUUCUUGUGGUGUUUGGCCACCUACAGCCUACAGCACAGUUUUCCGUCAAAUUACUGUUUGGGGCAACUGGGAGGCUGAGUCUGGAUUAUUCGUCCGCCCUGUAAAUAUCCGAGGCAACUGGGAGCCUUCCUACAACGUCACCUAUUUGGAGAACAAGACUAACGAGACUGUGGGGGUUAGUUUUAAUACCACCCAACCAAUUGACGAUUUGGUAUCGUUUGGAUUGUAUGUUACUGGAAGUGGUGAAUUUAGGCACCCAUGGAGUUGGGCUGUUCUGAUUAUGAUAUCUCUUAAGUUUGUAAAGUAUUUUUAAGACUGAUGUUUUUUUUAAGUAUACUUUAACUGAUA